Molecule: messenger RNA, 2265 nt
Organism: Tricharina praecox
Lineage: Eukaryota; Fungi; Ascomycota; Pezizomycetes; Pezizales; Pyronemataceae
Product: kinase-like domain-containing protein
Exons: 8
Coding region: 1-2265 (754 amino acids)
Biological process (GO): protein phosphorylation
Cellular component (GO): nucleus
Molecular function (GO): protein kinase activity; ATP binding
Source: RefSeq, a predicted model, not a curated record
AUGUCGACUCCUUCCACAGCUACCGCACUUGCUCCACUCGACAUCGCCAAUCCUUAUUCUUCGUACAACUACUCCCACCACCACCACCUCCACCACCACCACAGCAACCACAACCACAACCCGCACCAACUCCUCCACCACCACCUCCAACCGCUCCAGAUCCACAACAACAACACCCACAGCACCAACCCGCACGCUGCCCUGACCUCGCUCAACUCCCACUCUCACCACAACCACCAGCGAUUACCCGCUCCGCUACCGUACUUCCAGCCUCAGAGCCCGCUAGCGACAGCUCCAGUUCCGUCGUCGGCCUCGUCCCCAUCUUCGUCCGUGGAAACGCGUACGACAGUUUCAGGAACGAUGGCGUCGAGAACACAAGCUGCGUCCACUUCGUCAUCGGCUCCCCGGAGAUCCCGCCGGCGGACACCGGACUGGCAGGAAUUUUAUCGGAAUGGACCCCCGAAGGAGAUCAUCGUCAUUGACGAUUCGCCGAGUCCGCCCCCUCCUGCCGUGUCGUCUCGCAGCGGUCGACAACACCAGGCGAUAGCAACCGCAGCAGCAGGCACCGCGGCGUUGGCCCCCGCUCCGGCAUCGUCCUCCUCACGGCAGAAUGGAACCGUGCAAUAUCCGAUCGCUGCUACCGCCGCCUCCGCCGCCGCCAACAACGCUCCGCCUCGUCAUGCGGACAAGAAGCGAAAAGUUCAGUCAACGCAGUCGGCACAGUCCGUCAAAUACGAACCCGUGUACGGAAGUCAACCAGAGGGCCACGCCUACUCUGCGACGCAGACGCCACAUCUCAACGGCUACGCCUCACCCACCACUCUGUCGGCGCACUCGAGUGCUUCGAGCGUCAAUGGUACCACGGCGGGGACUUCGCUGGGGUCCGUGAGCAGCAUUAAGGAUUACACUGCCUCCGCCGCCGCCGCCGCCGCCUCUUCGAACGCCGCAGCAGCUGCUGCUGCCGUCGCCGCCAACGGUCAGAAGCGAAAGAGGGUUACGAGGGCAAGUCAAGCGGCUGCUGCUGCUGCCAACACGCUGGAUGCGUUUGCGAGCUAUCACCCGCCACCGAAACCACCGAUCAAGGCGAAGGAUGUUUACGUGCAACCAAUUCAGGAUCCGGAUAGAAAUAGUCAACAGAGGGUUGACGACAACGACGGACACUACAUUGUUUCACCGAAUACGGAUUUGACUGCUCGAUAUCGCAUCACCAAGUUACUAGGACAGGGCACCUUCGGCAAGGUGGUGGAGGCCUACGACCGCACGAAACGUACGAAAUGUGCGAUCAAAGUGAUUCGAUCGGUCCAGAAAUACCGGGAUGCGUCGAGGAUCGAACUGCGAGUUCUAUCCACCCUCUCCUGCAAUGACAAGGAGAAUAGGAAUAAGUGCAUUCAUCUGAGGGACUGCUUCGACUACAAGAACCAUAUCUGUAUCGUUACCGAUCUCCUCGGGAUGAGUGUUUUUGAUUUCCUCAAGGGGAAUCAGUUUGCUCCGUUUCCUAGCACGCACAUCCAGAGUUUUGCUCGGCAGCUGUUCACUAGUGUUGCGUUUCUGCACGAUCUCAACUUGAUCCACACGGACCUCAAGCCCGAGAAUAUCCUCCUACGCCAAGGACGGACUCGACGGAUACUCUUGGAUACUGAUAUCCGUCUCAUCGAUUUCGGUUCGGCCACUUUUGACGACGAGUACCACUCUAGCGUCGUGAGUACUCGACAUUAUAGGGCCCCCGAGAUCAUCCUGGGGCUGGGAUGGAGUUUCCCCUGUGAUAUCUGGAGCAUCGGAUGCAUUCUGGUCGAGUUUUAUACCGGCGAUGCUCUCUUCCAGACUCACGACAACCUGGAGCAUCUCGCCAUGAUGCAGGCCGUCUGCGGGCCGCGUAUCGACGCGAAGCUGGUUCGGGCAAUCGCGGGAAAGAGCGGUGGUGGAAACACUUCAAAUGCUUCAAAGUACUUCAAGGGAGCCAGGCUGGAUUACCCUAAUGCGGAAACUACUAGGGCCAGCAAGAAGUACGUGAACGCGAUGAAGCAUCUGCAGGACAUCAUCCCCAGCAACAAUACCUUCAACAAGCAGUUCCACGAUCUGCUCAAGAAGAUAUUCGUCUACGAUCCCAACAAGAGGAUUACCGCCAAAGAUGCGCUCAAGCACCCGUGGUUCCGGGAGACCAUCCAGGAUGAGGGAACUGAAGCCGCCAAGUCUCGAGAUGACCGAGAAGCCGAAGCUGCCAGGGCCCAAGCAUACCGGGAAGCCGAGCCUCGUGAGAAUCUUUGA